AUCUCGAAAUCAUGAAGCUACGAUUCCUUAUUGGUCCAGCUAAAGUGGCGCGAGAUUACAAAGUCGUAACUCUCUGACAGAAAUCUUUUCAUACCCGCGCGCUGGCACGGAUUUUUUCGAAAGCUUGAUGGCCUGUGGGUCUGUGGGCCAUCCGUUUAUACCGUCAUCUUGUAGUAUUUUAGUAUUAUUUUCCCGAAACACCAGCGAAGGUUUUCCAAUCGGUUUCAUAAGUUGAUUCUUUUAAUUAUUAAAAACUGCGGCUAAUUAUAUUUUCAUCUUUAAAUCCUACUUUAGUUACAGAUGAUCAUCUAUUACGCCAUCCCUCGGAUGGGGUGGUACUAAUCCGAUUGCUCUCUAUUUUCCACUUUAUUUCACGUUCUUUAUCUAAGGCUAUGGCUAUGGCUAUUCUCCACAGGAUAGAAAGUGACAGCAAUAUAACAUUCUCUGUUCGUUAAAAAGAAGACCGACUAUCCUGUUUGGUUACAUGAUUUUCUGAAUACAUGGAAAACAAGAAAAACCUCUGGGCGCUGGCUAUGCGUAUUAUAUUGGUCAAGUAAAUGUGUGGGAGUGUGCGCUCUCUCACCGUUUGGACGAUCUAAGUUGAAAAUGUUUAUGAUUAUCUCCCUGACGGAAUAAUACAUCUAUCUGUGUACGUACAUAUCUGUGGACGAUUGAAAAUUAAUGGACAAGGUCGAAACGAAAGCGUCGUCGGUACAGAGAGAGCCUUGAAGUUUCUCCGAUGGUGGACCCCGUAGUAGAAUUCGUCAGAGUUUUGUAGAAUACGAAUACGUUGUAUACGUUAAUUUUGUCCUGACGUCUUAUCCCUAUCUUUUUUGGAGUCUCUCUUUUAAUUUAACCCCCCUGUUCUCAUCACCUCUAAAACAUACCAGAAAUAAAUUCCACUUUGAACAUCCGUAGGAGACCUCUUCAAGGUCGUUCAUCACUGAAAUCCGGAUAACAAGUGCAAUUGAGUGUUCAUCAUCAACAUCUGUUGAUUGUAAUUUUGAUAUCAUAUGUGAAUUAAUCAAUAUCACAAAGACAUUUGGCAAAAAGCCACUUGAGCACAUAAAAAGUUAACGCUAUAAUUACUGGAAUAAGUGUGUGGGAUAUUAUAAGAUGGCGUCAGCAGUCAUUACGUCGUGGACUUGAAAGGAAGUGGGCAAAUAAGAAAAGUGCAUUUUUUUUAAUAAAAAAAAAAUUUGUACGAUUCAAUCAUCAUCAUCUACGUGGAAAAGACAGUAUUGCAUCGGAAGUAUUUUCCAUAAUUAGUGGUAGUGAUUGAAAUUUAAAUGGAAAUGUGUGAUGUGGACUUAUUGAUCAAAUGUGAGUAAAAACUGGCAUAAAUAAAUGGAAGUUGAUAAAAUUUCGUAUGCAGUUACGUCUUAGGAAUUGAAAUCUUUUGUUUUCACUGAUCGAUGCUUUUGUCGAAUGUGUCACGUUGUGUUGUCAGGACUUUUUAGUCUGGACGAGUGAUUAUUGUGAUUGCCGUGGCAAAGGAUAACCCAAGGUUCAAUUGUCGAGGGCAAUUGUUUCAAUUGAACAGUGCCAAGUGUUGGAAAUAAAAGUAAUUAACAAUGCGUGAAUUUAAAGUAGUUGUGUUGGGCUCGGGUGGGGUGGGUAAAAGUGCACUUACAGUGCAAUUUGUGUCGGGUUGUUUCAUGGAGAAAUAUGAUCCAACGAUUGAGGAUUUUUAUCGUAAGGAAAUUGAAGUGGAUAACUCACCAUGUGUCUUGGAAAUUCUUGACACUGCUGGUACUGAGCAAUUUGCCAGCAUGAGGGAUUUGUACAUCAAAAAUGGCCAAGGUUUUGUCGUUGUAUACAGUUUGACGAAUCAUCAAACAUUCCAGGAUAUAAAAGCCAUGAAGGAACUCAUCACACGGGUCAAAGGUACUGAAAGAGUACCCGUACUUCUGGUUGCUAAUAAAUUAGAUCUGGAGCAUCAGAGAGAGGUGGAGACAGCCGAGGGUAAUGCACUUGCACAACUAUGGGGGUGUCCAUUUGUGGAAGCCUCAGCCAAGAAUCGAACCAAUGUCAAUGAAGUUUUUGCCGAAAUUGUUAGGGAGAUGAAUUUCAGCCCUGAAAAGGAGAAGAAAAGCUACUGUUGUUGCAGUGUACUUUAAUACUUAAUCAAAAGCCUGGUACAUUUGAGCACAUUGAGACUGAAAAUUUACUGAGUGCUUUAAACUGCAUGUGGCACACUAAAGUACCAUACAAUUCCAUAACGCAGGAGUGAAAUCAUUUGAUAAGCUAAAUAAACUUUGUGUCAAUAUUUCCAGGUAGAGUUGCAGUUCUACCACUUUGCAAAUAAAAUUAUAGGAAAAAUCUUUUCUAUAAAACAAAAUUAAUGAAUACAUUAAAUCCUUUUUCUUUCUGUA
Messenger RNA from Fopius arisanus, 2375 nucleotides. It is a transcript of the gene Rap2l, whose product is annotated as Ras-associated protein 2-like. NCBI's taxonomy places the organism in Eukaryota, Metazoa, Arthropoda, Insecta, Hymenoptera, Braconidae. Gene Ontology annotation, molecular function: GDP binding; GTPase activity; GTP binding. Gene Ontology annotation, biological process: negative regulation of cell migration; Rap protein signal transduction. Gene Ontology annotation, cellular component: plasma membrane. The coding region runs from base 1575 to 2120 and encodes 181 amino acids. The transcript has a single exon. The record is from RefSeq and is a predicted model, not a curated record.